AUGGCUCGGCCAUCCGACGUCCCAAUGUCGGAGCCUGCGAAACCCUCGAAAAGGAAGCGUAUCUGGGAAGAUCAAGAAGAUCCAGCUACACCACCACCAACAGCUCAGAGGGUGAAGAUCAAGGACAGACUCAGCAUCAACAACCUCAUUGAAGACAGACUCAGCAUUAAACAACUCAUUAAUGACAAAGGGGGCUCGGCAUCUACACCAGGAACCCCUAACAGCCCAAACUCAUCUGGCAAGCCUACCAAGCCAAAGCCCAAACGCAACAACAGAGGCAAACACCUGCCGCCCGGGUUCCGACCUGGACACAUCAGUUCAACUAAUUCAAAGAGAACCGGCCUUUUCAGUCCUGAAGAGAUCGAAACACUGGAACAGUUCAAACUUUGGUUCUGUAACCAGUAUCAAAUCACAGGCGAUAUGUUCGAUGCCUCUGUACAAAGCGCGCAAAACAUCAAGGGCGGUAUAUUCCAGCUAGACACACCGCCUAUCCCAUAUAAGGAGUUUUGGCAAUCUAUUUACGGACAGAUCCCAGAUCGCGACCAAAAAUCCAUCAAUCGGUUUUGCCGGCGUCAUUUUUCGAAUGCCUACAAACCGCAUCAGUGGACCACCGCGGAUGAUGAUGAGCUCGAGCGUCUGCAUCACGCUCUAGGACCUAAAUGGGCACAGAUCGCUCGUGAUAUGGAGAGGACCUAUGAUGAUGUUGUGCAGCGAUGGAAGAACAAAGUUGAGCAUCGACAUACUAUGAAACUAGGGCCAUGGGAUGAUGACGAGAUUAAUAAACUGAUUGAAUGUCUCGAAGAAACGCGCAAGAUUCAUUUGACAAUGGAAAAGGUAGAUAUCGGCAAGGAUAUCUACGAUUUGCCAGACGAGUUUAUCAGCUGGGGCGCAAUCAGCGAUCGGUUCCAACACACGCGCUCUCGCCAACAAAUCGCCGAUAAAUGGCGGAAAGUCAAACGUAUUGUACAGGAACGUCGUGCAGAUGGGUAUGAGGAUGCGGUCUGGGAACCGUCGAUCCAACCGAAACCGGGUCCGAGACCUAAGUACAGACCACUGCCCAUUCAAAGCGAGGAGCGGGGUCCGAUAAGUAGUGAAAUAGUCCACUCAUCUGAUGAUGAUGAUGAUGAUGAUGAUGAAAGCGAGGGCCAAAAUGAGAAUGGAACUGGGAAGGAAAACAGCAACGGAAAAGGAAAAGGGGAACAGCCCGCCAAAGCGAACGGCACAGCUCAGGCUCAGGUCGAUGAGUCAACCAAUGAGUCCUCUGAUUCGGACUCAGAGGAUGACAGCGAUGAGGGCUCUUCUGAUGAAGAGAGCAACGCAGUCGAAAAUGGUGACCAGAAAGCCGAUGAAGCUUCAGACAACGAAUCCGUCAUCCCAGAAUCCCAAGUCGAAGAAUCUCAGGCAUCAUCAUCCCCUUCUCCCAGUCCCAGUCCCGAACCAGAGACAAACGGACACGCGACCACUGGCAGACAAGCAUCCGAAGAACUCGGCGUUGAUCCUGUCGUCAACAACACCAAGGAUGCCCAAGAUGCGGAUGAAGAAGAUUCAGACGAAGAUCUCGAAGUACCAACUCCCAAGGCAAAGCCAGCAAAGCCAGCAAAGCCAGCAAAACCACCAAAGUCGCCUAUCGUCAAAGAAGAAGAGAAAUUCUCCACUUCUUCCGACAGUGAAAGUGACAGCGACGACGAGUCCCGUGACAGUUCAUCUGGUUCAUCCGACGAUGAGAGCGACGAAGAAAGCGAAGAAGAACUGAGCCCAGAAGAGAUUGAGAAGAAGAUUUUCAAGUUCAAGAAGGAGCCCGAGGAUGAUUGA
Molecule: messenger RNA, 1812 nt
Organism: Talaromyces marneffei
Lineage: Eukaryota; Fungi; Ascomycota; Eurotiomycetes; Eurotiales; Trichocomaceae
Exons: 1
Coding region: 1-1812 (603 amino acids)
Biological process (GO): regulation of DNA-templated transcription
Cellular component (GO): nucleus
Molecular function (GO): transcription cis-regulatory region binding; DNA-binding transcription factor activity
Source: RefSeq, a predicted model, not a curated record